AUGAGAACGCUCCAGGUCUUGCGGGCGGGGACGAUACCGUACAAUCGAGCUCUGGCACUUCAGCGCAAUCUCCACGAGCAGCGGCGUAGCGGCGGCAUCGAUGACACGCUCGUCCUGGCGCAGCAUCCUCCCACGAUCACGCUCGGCCGCCAUACCCUAAGCCGCCACAGCCUCUCCGACGCCAUUCUCACGCCCCAAUCCGAGCUCCAGCGCCUCCAGAUCGAGGUCCACCAGACGCAUCGCGGCGGCGAUGCCACAUUCCACGGCCCCGGCCAGCCGAUUCUCUACCCUAUCGUCUCGCUCCGGGCGCUGGGGAUUGGAAUCCGGCUCUUCGUCGAGAGGCUGGAAGAUCUCAUGCUGGAAGUGGCGAGGGAUUACAAGCUCCAGGCCGGAAGAAUCCCUUCCCAGACAGGCUGCUGGAUCGAUCAGCGACGGAAGAUUGGCGCGCUGGGGAUCAGCGCUCCCCAGGGCGUGACGAUGCACGGCCUGGCAUUCAAUGCCAACACCGAUCUGGAUGGAUUUAAGCACAUCGUCCCGUGUGGAAUCCUGGACAAGGAGGUCACGUCGCUCGCUCGAGAGCUCGGGCAGGAGAGGGUCGAUGAAAAACUAGUGGAAGAACAGCUCCUCCAAAGCUUCGUUCGUCUCAUGGGCUACGAGAGAGUGGUUUCUACUAAAAACCUUGGGGAAGGGAUUCGAACCGAGGACGUCCUCUAG
Messenger RNA from Selaginella moellendorffii, 714 nucleotides. Its product is annotated as octanoyltransferase. Gene Ontology annotation, cellular component: mitochondrion. The record is from RefSeq and is a predicted model, not a curated record. Gene Ontology annotation, biological process: protein lipoylation. The coding region runs from base 1 to 714 and encodes 237 amino acids. NCBI's taxonomy places the organism in Eukaryota, Viridiplantae, Streptophyta, Lycopodiopsida, Selaginellales, Selaginellaceae. Gene Ontology annotation, molecular function: lipoyl(octanoyl) transferase activity. The transcript has a single exon.